CAGAGGAGAGGACCACUUCAUCCUGGCUGGCAGAUCUCCAUGCCUGAGAUGCCAUCAUUAGAUGCUGCUCCAAAGACCUAAGGAAAUGUGCCCCAGAGAAGUGUACGGUCCCAAUCCUCUCAACUGAGGCUCAAUGGCCCAGCAAAAUAUGAAAGUGCGGCCUGUGCUUCUAAAGCGUAACAGCCUAGAGUCAGUGGAGUUUGUGAAGCAACCCCACCACCGCAGGAGCAAAUCUCAACAGGUUCGAUUCAAGGAAGAUGGGACCAGUAAGACUCCACCUGGCCUAGCUGAGGCUGAUGUCCAGACUUCUGAGGACCCAGGUGCGAUGGGCAAGACUCAAGCCUCCAGGCACCAUCACCUUCCCACCUACUCACUCUCCUUCCCCAGGUCCCAGAAGGCAGGGGGCUUUCGGAACAUUGCCAUCCAAACCUCCCCUAGUCUCAGGAAGCAUUUCCCAGUUUUCAAAAGGAAGAGACUCACAGCCAGCAAGUCCCUGGUAGAAAUGCCAACAGCAUCCCAAAGUGCCAUCCAGGUCAACGGCAACCUCUCUGAACAGGACAUUGUGUCCUCUGACCUUGCCUACUUAAGAUUGGCUCAGCAUCUUGAGGAUGGGCCUCGAAGGGUCAAAGUGUCUCAUCCAUUUCCUCCUAGAAUGUCCAAGGUGCAGAGCAAUGGGCCUAUUAGCAUAUGCUUGGAAGCAGGGGCUUGGAGGGCCUCAGAGAAAGCAACUGCUGCCAUUCAGGUCCCCGAUGAUAUUUACCACAGUCCUACCUGGGCAGCUAGAAAGUCCACUUUCAGCCCAGACAGGUCAGGUGAUAUAAGCAACUCCAUACAUCCUUUGGCUGACAUAUGUCCAGGUGAUGGGAGAACAGUGCCACUAUCAGAUUCAGAAAGAUCCCCUUCCUGCUUAAAUGCCACCAGCGAUGCCAGCCACAUGCCAGGCACAGGGAAACUUAAACCCGAAUUGCUUUUGCCCAAAGACAACUCUGAUGACAAAGACCUUGGACCAUUGUCAUCUCGGUCAAAGGAAACAUGUGUUCCCUCACCUCCACGGACUCACUGCUCCCCCUCACCAGGCUCCCACAGCCAGCCAGCCCAUCCGGGAGGGGCUUCAGACUAUUCUUCAUUGAGCAACAAUCACCAGGAUCUGCUGUCACUCAAAACUAACAGUGUGUCAAAAUCUGUCCCCAUGUGUCAGGAGCAGAUGGCAAAGAACCCCACCCAGUCAGACACCCAGGACUUUCAAAAUUGUUCAGGAAACAGUCACCUCCCAGCUCCUCUUCCAAGGAGGGAGACCACACUGCAGAGCAGCAGAGAGACUGGUGGGAUUAAUCCAAUUCACCUGGCACGGGGGGAGCUCUGUGAUCUCCAAGGCAGGCUGCAGUCCGUGGAGGAAUCUCUGCAUUCGAACCAAGAGAAAAUUAAAGUCCUUUUGAAUGUAAUCCAAGACUUGGAGAAAGCUCGAGCUCUCACAGAAGGGCGCAACUUUUAUCGAACUGGCCAAGAUCUCAACAACUGCAGUACCUGCCAGAAUACAGCGUGCAUCAUAUACAGUGUAGAAUAUGAUUUUCGACAGCAGGAAGGCAGGUUCCAUGAAGUUCUACAGAGUCUGGAGGAAGCAGAACCAGUUGAGGAGGCAUCUCCCCCACCAAAGUCCCCAGCAGAGCCUCCAGUCCCUGAGAAACAGGACUUAAGGAGGAAAACCAAGAAAGUGAAGAAGAAAUGCUUCUGGUGGAUCUGA
This is a messenger RNA of Lynx canadensis (Canada lynx), 1741 nucleotides long. It is a transcript of the gene INSYN2B, whose product is annotated as inhibitory synaptic factor family member 2B. Gene Ontology annotation, cellular component: postsynaptic density. Gene Ontology annotation, biological process: inhibitory postsynaptic potential. The coding region runs from base 134 to 1741 and encodes 535 amino acids. The record is from RefSeq and is a predicted model, not a curated record. The transcript is spliced from 3 exons. NCBI's taxonomy places the organism in Eukaryota, Metazoa, Chordata, Mammalia, Carnivora, Felidae.